Messenger RNA from Nyctereutes procyonoides (raccoon dog), 2043 nucleotides. RefSeq names its product NADH-cytochrome b5 reductase 3. Gene Ontology annotation, molecular function: oxidoreductase activity; FAD binding. Bases 109 to 1014 code for a protein of 301 amino acids. Gene Ontology annotation, cellular component: mitochondrion. The transcript has 9 exons. The record is from RefSeq and is a predicted model, not a curated record. Lineage: Eukaryota; Metazoa; Chordata; Mammalia; Carnivora; Canidae.
CCCCGCCCCCUCCUCGGGUGACGCGCCGGGGGGCGGGGCCUGGGCGCGGCGGCCCGGCUGUCUCGGCGGCGGCGGCGGCGGCGGCGGCGGAGCGAGCGCGGCGCCACCAUGGGGGCCCAGCUGAGCACGUUGGGCCACGUGGUCCUCUCCCCAGUCUGGUUCCUCUAUAACCUGCUCAUGAAGCUGUUCCAGCGCUCGACCCCGGCCAUCACCCUUGAGAGCCCGGACAUCAAGUACCCACUGCGGCUCAUUGACAAGGAGGUUAUCAACCAUGACACCCGGCGGUUCCGCUUCGCUCUGCCGUCGCCCCAGCACAUCCUGGGCCUCCCAGUCGGCCAGCACAUCUACCUCUCAGCUCGGAUCGAUGGAAACCUGGUCAUUCGGCCUUACACGCCCGUCUCCAGCGACGAUGACAAAGGCUUUGUGGACCUGGUCAUCAAGGUUUACUUCAAAGACACCCAUCCCAAGUUUCCUGCUGGAGGGAAGAUGUCCCAGUACCUGGAAAACAUGAAGAUUGGAGACACCAUUGAGUUCCGGGGCCCGAAUGGACUGCUGGUCUACCAGGGCAAAGGAAAGUUUGCCAUCCGUCCAGACAAGAAGUCCAACCCCAUCAUCAAGACAGUGAAGUCUGUCGGCAUGAUCGCCGGAGGAACCGGCAUCACCCCGAUGCUGCAGGUGAUCCGCGCCAUCAUGAAAGACCCACAUGACCCCACCGUGUGCCACCUACUAUUUGCCAACCAGACUGAGAAGGACAUCCUGCUGCGGCCCGAGCUGGAGGAACUGCGGAAUGAACAUUCUGCUCGCUUCAAGCUCUGGUACACAGUGGACAAAGCCCCGGAAGCCUGGGACUACAGCCAGGGCUUCGUAAAUGAAGAGAUGAUCCGGGACCACCUUCCACCUCCAGAGGAGGAGCCGCUGAUACUGAUGUGUGGACCCCCGCCCAUGAUCCAGUAUGCCUGCCUGCCCAACCUGGACCGCGUGGGCCACCCCAAGGAGCGCUGCUUUGCCUUCUGAUGGCCAGGCGCUGGCUGCUCGCACGCCUGCCCCGCAUACUCACUGUGCCCUGUCCGCACCCACUCCUCCCCACCACUGCUCUUUAACAUCACUUUCCCCCACAUCUCCCACUGUGGUCCUGGGUUCAGCCUGGCCUGCCUGUUGCUUGGCUGGUUACCCCACUGGGCUGGCCCCCGAGGGAUCCCUUUGGGAGCAGGGUUCUGUUACAGGUGGGCCAUCGCCAGCCACCUUCUGGGCCACUACCUGUCUGGCCCUCAUCGGUUCUUACCAGUGAUGCUCGGCCCUGGCCCUGACCCUUCCCUACCUCCACCCCACCCACCCAUACACUACUAGGCCAAGUCUGCAAGCACCAUGCUCCACCCCAGCCCCUCCCUCCCAAAGCAGACUACCCUCUGGAAAUAAACACAAAUGUACAGGCAGCCCAGAGCUGCAGGUGGCAGGGUCCCCCCCAGCCACUGCCUUGGGACCCUCACCUGCCACUCCUCACUAUCUGCUCAGGGCCACAGCCAGGCCUUAGCACCUGACACUACAUGACAGGUAACACCAAAAAGUCCCUUUGGCUGGGGCUGUGGGGGUGAGAGUCUGCCCCCACCCCAGGACCCAGGCAGGCCCAGUCAGCAGAGAGCUGGGCUCUCUCCCAGGCUGGAGUAGGAGGAGGGGGCUGGCUGAAGGCUCUUCGGGGGGCAUCUCAGCCCUCCUGAAGCCUCAGCAUCUCCCCAGCACAUCUAAGCAUCCGGGCAGCUUUGGGAGUUCCACGCCUUCAGCCCGGCAGUCUGAUGGACCGCCUCGGGGCCCUGGGCCACCAGUGCUGAUGGCAGAGCUGAGACAAUGUUUAUUUAUUCCUCUGUCCCAAACCCCACCCGUCAUGCUGCCCGCACCCCAGCACAGGGGAAGUUUUUGUCUGAGCAGCAUUCUCAGUGACCUCGAUGUUGCCUUUAGAAGGGUGGGUUCGCCUCUUGCAUAUGGGCUUUUUCAGAAUCAUUUAUGAGCAGAAAAAAAAACAUUGAAAUAAAACUUUGCUAAUACUAA